UAUUGAAACAUGUGAUAUUAUUUUGUACUUUUUUUUGCAAAUUUAUAAACGUUGAAAAUGUAUUUAAGACAAUUUUUUAGAAUUCAAAUUAUAAAUCAAUUAGUUGUACGUUUACAACGUACGUAUCCAGUAAAGCCAAUCCUUAAUUCGAUGCCUCAAAGUCAUUAUGUGUCGUGCAAUCGAAAUUAUCGUACACUUUUUGCUAUUCAUAAUCUAUCAAUGCCCGUUGAUGUCCUUAAUGUGGAUUUAAAAUCACCAAUCCAUUUUAUACAAAAACGGUAUAAGAAAAAGAAAGCCGGUAAACAACCGCAACGACCUUCAAAACAAGAUGAAGACGAUGAUGAUGAUGAAGACGAAGAUGAAGAUUCUGAUCAAGAUGAACUAAUGGAUGAAUCGGAUCUAGAUUCACGAGUUCUCAAUACAACCGUUAUGACAUGGCGUUUGGAUGCCUUUGGUAAGACGUGUUUCAAUAUAUCAAGAGCGAAAUUCGAAGAAAGUUUCUACAAUGAUCUAAUUCGUGUGAAUGGUGAACGUGUGGGUAAAAAAAGCUAUGAAGUACGCGAAGGAGAUGAAAUUGAUUUGAUUCGUGGUUUUAAUCUUGACCAACGUGACCGAUUGGAUGUGAUUCGUUUAAACAUAUUGAAAACAGAUGAUAAAGCAGCAAGUGGUGGUCGUUAUCGUAUUACAUUCCGUAAAACGAAUAAACUAACCAUCGAUAAUUAUGAACGUGAUCCAUACGAUGGUUUAAUGAUUAAUACCCAAUCAUAGGCUUGACAAGUGAAAUGCAUUUGUUAAUAAACAAUUAAUUGAUUAAGAUAUCUAA
Molecule: messenger RNA, 823 nt
Organism: Dermatophagoides farinae (American house dust mite)
Lineage: Eukaryota; Metazoa; Arthropoda; Arachnida; Sarcoptiformes; Pyroglyphidae
Biological process (GO): regulation of mitochondrial transcription
Cellular component (GO): mitochondrion
Molecular function (GO): RNA binding
Source: RefSeq, a predicted model, not a curated record